Molecule: messenger RNA, 2227 nt
Organism: Apis mellifera (honey bee)
Lineage: Eukaryota; Metazoa; Arthropoda; Insecta; Hymenoptera; Apidae
Product: leucine-rich repeat-containing protein 23-like
Exons: 3
Coding region: 756-1742 (328 amino acids)
Molecular function (GO): protein binding
Source: RefSeq, a predicted model, not a curated record
AUUAUAGAAGAUAGAUAAAAAUAAGCGAGAAGAGUAAAUAUUGUUGUUGCAAAUAGCGCCUCGCCGGAUACUCGGCGAAACGAAACGAAACGAAACAAAGUUAGUUUGAUCGAUACCUCGCGACUGUGGUCGCGUUGGUAAAGCAAACUCGGGCGAGCUCGAGCUCGGUCGUAAACGUUUAUGAGGACGAGUUUUUUUCCGCCUGUGAAGGUUAUAAUAACAAUAACAAUAAUAAUAAUAACAAUGUCUUCGAUGUGGAGGCCUGAAGAUUACGAGCGACAUCGUUCAAACGUGAGGAAAGCGACUCGCGCGAUCGACGUGGACCCGCCGAAAAGCAGGCCUCACGUGGUUCUCAACGCGAAAGGAAUGCAAUUGGAACGCGAGAAGCAAUAUCGCAUCAUGAGGGAGAAUUUCAUCCUUCUGAAGAAAUUGCGUGACAUAAUGAAUCGAAAGAAGCCCGUAGAAAGGAGUUGCAGGCUGAAAUGGGACGGCGAGACGAGGUGUAUCAGAACCCGUUAACGUUUUUCCAUUAUUCUCGCUUAUCUCGUUCGCUCGUGUUUUAUUACCGCCGUGAACAUAUAUACGAGAACAAAUUCAUUUCUAUUUUCUUUUUUAUCGACGAGAAAACAAGUGAACGGGAAUAUUGUUUAUCCUUAUAAAUAAACUUUUCAAAUAUCAACGAUCGUGAAAGGGACAAAAAAAAAAGGUUAAUUAUAAUAUCCCAUCGAACGAAGGAAGAGAAAAAUUUGAUCGGAAUGGAGGGGGAAGAGGAGGAAAAGGGAGAGGGCGAGGACUUGUAUAUCGAACGUUUGCCAUCCGUAUUCGAGGAUGUGACGAAGGCGUUGACGCAAACGGAGGCCGGUGAGUGCCUUCACACGUUGGGAAAAUGCGAAUCCGGGCUUGGCUACGCUUAUCUCGGCCUGAACGCGUCCAACAGGGGCCUGACGGACAUAAAGAUUAUACCGAUGUUCAAAUACGUGCUCUACGUGAACGUCUCCGGGAAUAAAUUGAAUAACGAGGCACUUCGCGUUCUCUCGUCCAUGAAAUAUCUUCUGAUGCUUCAAGCUGAUAAAAAUGAAGUGGAAUCCGCAGAAUUGGAUCCCAUGCCUUAUCUUCAGGUUUUAACAUUGAACAAUAACAAAUUGAACAGCACGUCGGGCAUCUCGCACAAGUUUCUCGAAUGUCUGGAAUUGAAUCACAACAACAUUGAGGAGAUCACUUUGAACCCGUACGAUCUCGAAAAUUUGAAGACCCUUGAAAUCGGUGGAAACAUUCUCACCACGACCAACGGUAUAUUCUUUCCGGGAUUGAUACGAUUGUAUUUGGGGGAGAAUCAGAUAGAGAGGUUGGAGGGGUUAGAGAUAUUGGUCAAUUUGAAAAUUCUGCAUCUGAGAAGCAACAAGAUAUCGAAUCUGUCCGGAUUCGACUCGCGAUGCGCCAAGCUUAAUUAUCUGAAUCUACGCAACAACGAGAUAUCGAAAAUUUCCGAGUUGGAGAAGUUGAACUGUUUGCCCGCGUUGGAGACGCUGAUAGUCAUGGAGAAUCCCGCGAUAGACGAGAGAGAAAUGGAAGAGGAAGCUACUUAUAGGCAUAUUAUCUUGGCAAUGUUGCCGAAUUUGACGCGAAUCGACAAGGAUCCAGUGCUAUACGAUGAAAGGAAGGAGGCUAAAGAGUUUCGUAGACAAAUGUUUCUAGACGGGACAACCUUCGCUGAUCUGGAUUAUAAUUUCUUGGCUGGAUGAAACUAUAAUAAUCAUAUUCGUUAUAUUCUUUGUCAAAUUAUUAAUAAUUAAAUUUCGAUAUUUGCGUAGGAUUUUUAAACGAUGGAGGUUAAAAAGGUUGGAUCGGGAUCGUUUCUUUGGGAACGAAAGUUUGCGGGAUAAACGAGGAGAGUAGAUAAUGGAAAAAGGACAGAGAUAAAGUAAAAAUUAGGGAAUUAGCGCCAUCUCUGGAGUGCCGUAAAUGAAACUCGUAGUAGACAAGGAAAGCAAAUUAGAAUUGACCUUCAGCACCAUCUUUUGAUUAUUAGAAACAAUUCGACGAAUUAAUGUUUUUGAAAGUACUUAAGAGAUGGCGUUGGUUUUCAGUUCUUGCUCUACCUUAUCCUAUCAUUAAAGAGAUAUCUUUGGCAUUCGAGAGAUGGCACUGGUAGUUAAUUCUUAUUUAUUUAUUGACGUAUCGAGUUUCAUUUGCGGCACUCUACAGAUGGCGCUGAUUCCCUAAUUUU